This is a messenger RNA of Onychomys torridus (southern grasshopper mouse), 3896 nucleotides long. It is a transcript of the gene Scml4, whose product is annotated as Scm polycomb group protein like 4. Gene Ontology annotation, molecular function: protein binding. The record is from RefSeq and is a predicted model, not a curated record. Bases 80 to 1378 code for a protein of 432 amino acids. NCBI's taxonomy places the organism in Eukaryota, Metazoa, Chordata, Mammalia, Rodentia, Cricetidae. The transcript has 8 exons.
UAGAAGCCAGUGGUUGGCUGGUUUUCCGGACAUGAUGUGGUUGAAGCUGUCAUCGUAAUGGAAAUUCACUGCCGUAGCUAUGGCCCUCUCUUCCCCGUGCGGUUUGCCUCCUCAUUCGGUAAGACUGGCACCAGCGGAGAUGCAGACACAGAAGGUCCCGGGGCGCAAGCGCGGCCGGCCUCCACUUCACUCCACACCGGUGCCCAUGGCCGUCCAUAACCUUUAUUCUGCUUCUGCCGGCUCUGGACCAGCAGUGACAAUCCCAAAGAAGAGAGGGCGGAAACCCAGGUACAAGAUCAAGCCUCCAGUGCUCAUGACGCCCUUGGCUCUGUCACCUCCACGAAGUACCCCGGAACCCGACCUCAGCUCCAUCCCUCAGGAUGCAGCCACCAUCCCCAGCUUGGUGGUCCCACAGGCUCUCACAGUGUGCCUCUACGUUAACAAGCAGGCCGAUUCGGGGCCGUACCUGGAGAGGAGAAAGCUGCAGCAGCUUCCUGAGCGCCUGGGUCCUGAGCGGCCCGCAGCUGUCCUACAGCAGGCGGUGCAGGCGUGCAUCGACUGUGCACACCAGCCAAGGCUGGUCUUCUCCCUUGUCAAGCAGGGCUACCGCGGUGAGCUGGUGUCAGUCUCUGCUUCCUUUGAUGGAAAACAGCACCUGAGGAGUCUGCCCGUGGUGAACAGUGUGGGCUAUGUCCUCCGCUUCCUGACCAAACUGUGCCGCAGUCUCCUAUGUGACAACCUCUUCAGCCACCUGCCCUACCCCGGGAGCCUCAGUGCCUCUGAGAAGACCCAGGAGAGAGAGGAUGGGAGGACAGAGUCAGCCCAGGCAGCCACUGCUGAAGAGUGCCUGGCAAACCCUGCAGGCAUGAACCGCUACAGCAUGGACACCUCCUCAGCUGCGUUUGGCCACAGAGGCCCCUUGACCCACUCCUCCUCACAGUACUACAAGAGGCUCAACUCUGGAGACAGCCAUCUUGGGGGAGGCCCUCCGGCUACCACCAGUGGUUCCCGUAGCAACCCUGUGCCCUUAGGAGGUCCAUCGACACCUGGACUGAGGUUUCCAGCCUCCAGCCCCAAGAGGAGUGAUGUCGAAGGAGACAGAUGUGCCUCCAGCCCCUCCCCAGAGGUGCCGGACAUGAGGCGACUGAGCAGCCGAAACCCUUCGACCUGGACCGUGGAAGAUGUGGUUCGGUUUGUGAAGGACGCUGACCCUCAGGCUCUGGGGCCUCAUGUGGAACUCUUCAGAAAGCAUGAGAUUGACGGCAAUGCCUUGCUGUUGCUCAGGAGUGACAUGAUCAUGAAGUACCUGGGACUGAAGCUGGGACCCGCACUGAAACUCUGCUACCACAUUGACAAGCUGAAGCAAGCCAAGUUCUGAAGCUGGGAGAGUUGGAAACGAAGCCCCAGACCUCAAGAUCAUCUUCUGCCUGACCAGCACCCAGCCAGCAUCACAAGUAGACUGUCUUCUUAGAAGUGACAGCCACAAAGACUUUGUCUUUUUACAAACUGUGCAUCUUUCCCGUUUCUAACAUUCCAAAUGGCCCCUUCCAGAGGCUCGACUGUGUUCAUCGAUUUGUCAGAAAAAUCACAGAAGGCCUAUUACAGUUAAUGUUCCUCACAUGCUGGUCACUCUUUAUGGGUGCUAUUUGCGUCAUGAAAGAGUGGAUAACCGAACACUGCCUCUGGAGGAGAGCCCUGGAAGGGGCUUUCAAAGUUGAGAAGGACCUCGUCCCUAGAGGUGGUGUGGGGUUGCCCACUGCAGGAGCAGCCCCUCCCUGUUCUGGGGACCUAUCAGCCUGAGCCUCACUGGAGUCAGCUCUGGGGUGACUUUCUCCUGAGGAUGACUUGCCUCACCUUGCACUAUCUGAAAACUUAAAUUUUUGCUCGCUCAAAGAACAGUGAGGAAAGGAUGUUUCCUAGCUCUAGCUCCUGCAGUCCUUCAUUGCUCCACCAGAGGGCAGACUACACCGCUAAUGAGAAUUCAGGAUGCUGACAGUCGUGGUCUGCUCAUUCAGGACUCAAUGCUGGGUUAGGACUUCUAUGAGCAAGAUCUGGCCUGGACGGGGAUGGGGGAUUCCAUGGUCAGCAUCUCAGACUGCCACUUGAGAAGAAAUUGUGAUCUGGGGGUUCCAAAUUCAAUAUUGACUGACUGGGAAGGGAAGAAUUUGGACACAACUGUCUGCCUGAACAAAGAUUUGGAGUCCCUUCCCUCCCAGACUCUUGCUGAGGGCUGAGAUGCUGGCGUGCUGAAGAAUCUUGGUGACAUUUAUCAAUGUGUGUUUCUUGAAGAAAAAGAAGAGAAGAAAAACUGUCUCAACAAAGUGUGAAAUGAGAGAGUGCUGAUUUUGAGUUAUGUGGCCACAUUCUGUGGCUAAUUUUUCUAGUCUUCGACAAAUACACAGAUGUGUUUUAUUGGGUUUAAUUCAAUUUACAAAUAGGUUUUCACUUUUCACUGUGAAGUAAUAAGAAAAAAAUUGAUUUUCUGCUCUUUGCAGCUGUGUCCAGUGAGGGACGGAGCCACAGUUUACUGGGCAGAAGGGUGACCUCUUUCUGCUGUCCUUUGUCAAGCUCUUUCUUUUCCUCUGUUUAUAAAGAAUAGAGAACUCCUGGGCACAUCUUUUUCCUUAAGGGCGCGCGCGCCUGGGGAGGGUGAGGAUCAAAAGUAACACAGGGUUUCCCAUGGCCACAGCGUGAAUUAGCAAGGGCGUCUCCACUUAGGUUGCAGCCUGAGCAAGGUCUCAGCUGGCAUGUGGAGCCGAAGGGGUGUUGACCCCUCAGCUCUCAGCCAGAUGUCCUGCUCCAGAACAAUAUAGGGGUAGCUUCUUGGAUGGAGCUACCUACUGUACAGAUUAGCUAGAAUUUAGGCAAAGUCCACAGGAAAUAUUCCAUGGUUUGCUACAGGGGACAUCAAAAUGUUUGAGAAAGUGUGGCUUGACACACACAGGAUCUUGUUACGUGUACAACAGUGGUUGGACUUGAAAUAUGGCAGAGAAGGGGAAGACUGUCCCAAAACUGCCCACCAAAUGGAACUUGAUCAGUUUCAGAUGAGCUGGAUGUCUGUUAUUUUUAGCAUAAGACAAAAUGACCUUGAAUCAGAACUUGGGGAGGAUCUUUAAGAAGUUAAAAGCAGUGAGCAGACUCUGCCUUGCAAAAGCUUGUCAGAGCUAGGUGCUUGCCGCCGCUCUGAGUUCAAGCCUUGUCUCAAAGAGCGUCAGACAGUUCAUAGAAAACUCAAGGAGUUUUUGAAGGAGAGCUAGGACCUGGUUCAAGUCUGUGGAGGGCCUGGAUCUGUGUCCCACACGAUGAGGACUCUCAGUCAGGUUCAGUCUUAUUUCACACAAAGCCUUAAAUCAGCUUGAUUGCAGAAUCCCAGACAUUUAAGGUUUGGCCAAAAUUUUUAAAAAUUAAGAAACUGAGAAGCAAUUUCAUUUUUCUUGGCAUGAAGACUGCCAUGCCACAGAAUAACCAGUGGAACCAAUUCUUCUUGCCUGUUUUUGCAUGGAAUCUAAUUAUCUGACCAAAUCAUUGUAGCAAUGCUGCAAUUAUAAUUAAUUUUCAUCCCUCUCAAAAACCUUGUCAAACAGGGCAGCUAAAUAGCUUCUCAAAUGUAAAACACGCCAGGCCAUUUCCUCUAAACAGACCUGGAAGGUCAGGCCGUAGGGGUUACUCUGGUCCAGAUGAGAAGGACUUGAACUCACAGUUGACAGAUAACACAUUCGCUACUCCAUCUGCAUAGCUUCGCUCAGGUUGUAGUAAAUAAUGAUCAAAUUUUGCAUAAUUCCAAAUUAAAGAGUGCUCAUGCUCCAAACAUUUCCAAUUACAUUUGUCUGUUAAACACUUGGGGAAAAAAUCAAGAGAUAAUUCUGUUGCCUAAAGCAUUUUAAAUGUUUUAUGAA